AUGGGAGAUAUCGGAGCUACACAGUCAGACUACUACGACCUCGGCAACCAUCGCCGCCCAGUAACCACUACCUCCGCAACAGCGCAGCUCUGGUUUGAUCGUGGUUUAGCAUGGGCCUAUUCGUUCAACCAUGAGGAAGCAGUCCGUUGCUUUACGCGGGCAUCUGAAGCUGACCCCAACUGCGCCAUGGCAUUAUGGGGUAUAGCCUAUGCUAUCGGUCCAAACUACAACAAAGCCUGGACGUUCUUCGACAGGGCUGGCCUCAAGUCCAGUGUGGAGAAGGCCACUGAUGCGUUGAAUCGUGCCGCCAGCCUGGGUGGUCUGAUCACUCCCGUGGAAAGAGCGUUGAUCAAGGCACUCACGGCUCGAUUCCCGCCAGUCGAAAACAUCCCCGAUGAUCUAAAACCGCUGAACAGGGCAUAUGCGGAUGCAAUGCGGACCGUGUAUCAAGAAUUCUCGGAUGACAUCGAUGUAGCUGGAAUGUUCGUCGAGGCGCUGAUGUGUAUCAGUCCCCGGGGUUUAUGGAACUUGGAUACCGGGAAGCCCAGUGGCGGCCACACAGUCGAGGCUCGAGCCGUGAUCGAGCCCGCACUAGCAGGGCCUGGCCGUAACCAUCCUGCUCUUUGCCACCUUUACAUCCACCUGAUGGAGAUGUCUCCGUACCCUGAGCUGGCUCUACCGCCUGCUGACCGGUUACGCCGUUUGGUCCCUGACGCUUCUCAUAUGCUACACAUGCCGACACAUAUCGAUAUCGCUGUUGGUGACUACCGCCGUGGAGUGGAAUCGAACGAGGAGGCUAUGGUCGCUGACGACAAGUACUUUGCGCGCGAGAACACAUCUGGGUUGUACGUGGCAUAUCGAGUGCACAACAUUUGUGCGAAGAUGUAUUCAGCUUUCAUAUCUGGGCGAUCUCAGGAAGCCUUUUCAGCUGCAAAGCGGCUCGAAGAGAUUAUCGACAUCAAUGUACUCACAAUUGCUAGUCCUCCAAUGGCUGACUGGACGGAGGGAUUUCUCGGGAGUAUCGCACAUGUGCUGGUUCGCUUUGGUCGCUGGGAAGAGAUUCUCACCCUGGAUCUCCCGGAAGAUCGCAAACUCUACUGCUCAAAGACUGCAACACUUCUCUAUGCACGUGGAAUUGCGUUGAGCGCCCUCGGCCGCACGGAAGAAGCGGAAGCCACACAGAAAGAGUUCGAAGCAGUACGUGCAACCGUCCCGCCUUCCCGUAUGAGUAGCAUACCAUGUAAGAUGGUCGACGUCUUUGCCGUCGGCUCAAAUAUGCUCAACGGUGAACUCGAAUACCGGAAGGGUAACUACGAAGCUGCAUUUACCAGUCUCCGAAAGGCCAUCGAGCUUGAAGAUGCGCUUCCGUACUCUGACCCGCCACCAUGGAUGCAGCCCGUUCGUCAUGCCCUGGGCGGGCUAUUGCUUGAACAGAACCGGGUUCAGGAAGCAGAGCUCGUGUUCCGUGAGGACUUGGGCAUUGCUAAAGACUUCCCUCGCCGUAAGGCACGCAUCAAUAACGUAUGGGGCUUACAUGGGCUUCAUGAAUGCUUGGUACGGUCUGGCAAGAUUGAGGAGGCUUGUGGUAUUGCUGUCCAGCGGGAUAUUGCUAUUGGCACUGCUGACGUCCCCAUUACUACUUCGUGCUAUUGUCGACUAUCUGCGGUUGACAAGCCUAAGACAUGCUGUUCUGAAUGUUAG
Molecule: messenger RNA, 1701 nt
Organism: Aspergillus chevalieri
Lineage: Eukaryota; Fungi; Ascomycota; Eurotiomycetes; Eurotiales; Aspergillaceae
Exons: 2
Coding region: 1-1701 (566 amino acids)
Cellular component (GO): intracellular anatomical structure
Molecular function (GO): protein binding
Source: RefSeq, a predicted model, not a curated record